AUGCAUUGGAAAGGCCUGCGGCUGGUCGCCGAUGGCAGCUCCAAACGUCACAGCACAUUAGAACCCCAUUCCCAGUCUCGUCGCAGUGAACAGCUGUCACGUCCGCUUCCCCCCGUGGCCGAGCCCAGACUGUCCGAGUCAACCCCCCGCGGUCCAGAUCACUCAACUCAGAAUGCAGCUGACGAAUCGAGGCUUGACGUACCGGGAGACCUGCCAGACCAUGGAAUGAACCAUUCCAAUAUCGCGGGUCCUUCUUCCGGAGAGACACCUAGCUUGCGACGAAACCGAUUCAGCUUCAUGAGGUUACGACAUGCAUCUGACCCGCAGCUGUCCAAAAGCUACGCCCAGGCCCAACAGGAUGCUCCACCAGUGCCCUCCUUGCCGCCUCCCAAGAUCAUUACCACUGCCCCCACCAGCCACGAGCUCGAUCAACCCACUAAAGAACCGUCCAAGUUUAAGCUUCGGCCCUCGUCACGAAAGCACUCGAUGGAGGAGCUAUCCCGCAACUCAACAGACCAAACGAGGACGAGACCAGCACGGAAGAAUCAAGGGUCAACGGAUUCGCAGGCCGAUUCCGGUCUCUCGACAUUCCAAACAAGCAUGGAGCAACCAGGGCGACUCUCGACAACCUCAUUACGCAGUGGGGGUCGUGACCUACCGAUUGAGUCACAGCGGUCCUCGGUGACCGACCCUCGUUUCUCGGAAUCAUCUCGUUCGGAUCAGAGCUACGGUGACCAGGCAACGUUUCGCACCAACUCUCCACGUGAGGGCUUCGGAUCAACUUCUUCUGCAAAGCGAGGGUUCCGGUUACCACGUCUGAAGCGAAAUCGGAGCCCUCUUUUCCCUCUUCCUCCAAAACCUCCAGCAAAUCAGUCAAUUCUGAAUGGUCCCAAGUUUCCACCAGCAGAUACUCCGAAAUCAGAUGGGUCUGGAGAACAGGAUCAAGUGUCUCCGCUUCCUUCGCCUUCUCGGUCAUCUGUAGGACUGCCUAUCGUGAGUACCCGGCCACAACUGCAACGUCAUGACUCGAAUCGCUCGGUACGAUCCAGCCCUUCUCACCAAGCUAGAGGGAGAUCGUCCACUAUGGGAUCCUUGGCCGAAAACCAGGAGGAUUUGUCUCCAGUUCCAUAUCUCGUAUCAUCAGGACGCACAUCUACAUCUACGACUGGCCGCAAGAGCUUUGGUGAUCUUUUUAGCAUUACUCAGAGACUGAGACAAAACUCAGAACCCCCGAUUCCUCGCAAUGGGUCACCUGGAUUCGGUGGCUCAUCCACACCCAUCUCAAAACCUGAUCUCCCGCCCGUUCCAGAAAGGGAAGAGAGUGAUACGCCAGCCAGCUAUUUGACAAAGCUAGAAGAAAGCAUACCCCGUGGCAUGAUUGGUGGUGUAUUGUCCCAGUCGGGCGAUGAGUUUUAUAAGGUUGCUUUGCGGAAAUACAUGAGAUCAUUUACCUACUUCGGAGAUCCAAUUGAUAUGUCCAUUCGCAAACUUUUGAUGAUGGUCGAAUUACCCAAGGAAACUCAGCAAAUAGACAGAUUCCUGCAGUCAUUUGCGGAUCGGUAUCAUGAAUGCAAUCCAGGGAUCUUUGCAACCACAGACCAAGCAUAUUUCAUUGCAUUCUCGAUAUUGAUCCUGCACACCGACGUGUUCAACAAGAACAACAAGCGGAAGAUGCAAAAGAGCGACUAUGUCAAAAAUACUCGCGGUGAGGGUGUCUCCGAUGACAUCUUAGAGUGCUUCUACGAAAAUAUCUCCUAUACCCCGUUCAUUCACGUGGAAGAUGCAAAUCUACGAGACCGUCAUCUGGCCAAGCCCCGGCGAGCCUUGUUCAAAAGUACUAGUACCGAGAAUCUGGCUCUCCUAGGCCGUGAACCCGUUGAUCCAUACACGCUGAUAUUGGAUGGGAAAACCCAGUCGCUGCGUCCAAGUUUGAAAGAUGUAAUGGAUCUUGAAGAUACCUAUAAUCAUUUCGGAACCGCCGGCCCACCAGACAUGGAAGAUCUCCAUCAAGCGUUUACAAAAUCCGGCAUUUUGCAGAUUAUCUCGCUCCGUUCUCGUCCCGACGCAUUCAUGCAGAUGAGUCUCGAUAAUCCGGGCGUUUCAAAUCCGGGUUUGGUAGAUAUCAAGGUUGCCAAGGUGGGCUUGCUUUGGCGGAAGGAUCCGAAAAAGAAGAGGGCUCGCUCACCGUGGGCAGAAUGGGGUGCGGUGCUCACCUUCUCGCAGCUCUAUUUCUUCCGCAAUGUCACAUGGGUGCGCUCGUUGAUGGCACAGCAUGAGGGCUACUUGAAGAAUGACCGACAAGGCACGCUUGUGUUCCGGCCUCCUCUUGCAGAGUUCAAGCCUGAUGCGAUUAUGUCUACCAAUGACGCAGUUGCAUUAUUAGACACGAGCUACAAAAAGCACAAGCAUGCUUUUAGCUUUGUACGUCACAAUUCCCUUGAGGAAGUCUUCCUUGCGGCAUCUGAGUCUGAGAUGAAUGAUUGGAUUUCCAAACUCAAUUAUGCUGCGGCCUUCAGAACCACCGGUGUGCGGACGAAGGGUAUGAUUGCUACAAACUACGAGGGCCAACGAUAUCGUACGAGCCAGCGACUAGAAACUGCCUCGAUCAACUCUCAUGAGUCAGCGCCGAGGGAGGAGCCACCUUCGCCAAGCAUUGCCACUGAUAUUGUUGCCGAAUUUGUUGCAGCUCGAAGACAACUGAUGGGCCAAAAGAUCCGCGAAACGAACGAGAAGCUUUUUGUAACACAGAAACAGCUCGAGGAAUUGCUUCGAAAUGCUCGUCACCUUCAGGUAUUGACGCCAGUCAACCCCAGAGCCCGCGAAAACGUCAUUAUGGCCGCAGGCCGCAUGGCAGCGAAGCUCAAGUGGGCCAGACAGGAUAUCUGGCGCAACAAGUGCUACCGUGAAGUUCUCCUCCGGGACUUGGGAGAAGAUGAGAGUUUUGUUGAAGGGCGUGCCCGGUCCGUUGCUGAACAGACGACAUCAUCAGAUGCAGCACGGGUAGCCUCCAUCUCAGGGCCGUCGGUAAUCUCUGAGCCCAGCAUUCGCGGUGCGCCUAGUAUCAUUCAGACGACCUCCAGUCACGAUAUCAAUGAUCAAUCUGUGGGACCUGCAGCACCUGCUGAGAUUCAUAAUCCACCCACUGCUGACCUGACUCGACUUCAACGACCAUCAAUGGAUGAGACACGUCGCCCCAGUAUCCCGGCUUCUACCACCUCAUCCGAUGCAGCUCGCGUUGGCCGACCCUUGUCCAUGGCUGCUCUUCCUGACAAGCAUUUGGAUGGAUCAACAACGCAGCUAGAGCGAGAAUCAUCUGUUCUCAGUCGUGUCAGCAGGUUCGAUGGGGCCAGUCUUGGUUCCCGGGCAUCCAAACUCACAUCGCCAGUGAGCUAUGAUGAAGGCGAGGAACGACUUCUGCGAGAGAAUGGCUUAUUAGACUUGAGUGGCUCACCGCCGCCAAGAAAACCAUCCAGCAAUGUUCUAGAGUCAGAAUCGGACAACAAGAUGGAUGAAUCUUCGGAGGUUUCUCAAAGUGACCAUCGGCCUAGUCGUGUACGACGUAGUCUCCAUCGCACACUUCGAGACUCGCAUCCUCACAUGCCUCGUCAUCAUUCUCACAGCAAGAAGAAGCGUGGAUCGGUCUCUAGCAUCCCACCGCUCGAUGAUGAGCAAGCUCCCCAGGAUGCGGAAGGUCUGUCCCGAAAGACUCCCAAUUUCACCGUUCAUGGCAAAAAGGCUUCCAUUGUUACUUUUGGAUCUGAAUGGCAGAAUAUGCCUCCUGAGGAACGUCUCAAGCUUCGAAAGCCAACUCCUCAUGACGAGCCCAGAGCUUCGGAGCCAACGAUAAUUGGCAGUCCUGAAUCAGUCGUCUCGGACAAUCACCCUGAUCGUGUUCGACCCCUGUCUAUUCGAAGUGCAAGCACCACGACAAGACUCAGCAUCCACAGUGAUGGUGGACCGGUGAUCGAUUUCUUCAAGGAUGCUCAUGAAACCUUUGGAGGACCUCUGCACGCACCUGCCGUUCCUCAUUCUUCCUCGAUUCCACCCGAUCAGAAAGAUUCGGAACCAGAAGAGACAGAUGAAAUCCGUCGACCCACCUCUGGCUCUGGGUCUGUGAUAUUUGGUCCUCGUCUGACAGCACCUGGCGGCGAUGAGAGAACCACUUCGUCAACCACCUCACUCAGUGAACGAGCCGUCGAUACGCCCUCCUCUGAGAAUCUACGACAGCAAGCCGUCGGCGCGUGA
This is a messenger RNA of Penicillium malachiteum, 4245 nucleotides long. Its product is annotated as Arf family guanine nucleotide exchange factor SYT1. The transcript is spliced from 3 exons. NCBI's taxonomy places the organism in Eukaryota, Fungi, Ascomycota, Eurotiomycetes, Eurotiales, Aspergillaceae. The record is from RefSeq and is a predicted model, not a curated record. Gene Ontology annotation, molecular function: guanyl-nucleotide exchange factor activity. The coding region runs from base 1 to 4245 and encodes 1414 amino acids. Gene Ontology annotation, biological process: regulation of ARF protein signal transduction.